CUUGUACCAUGUGACCUCUGUGAUCAUUCACAGAUUUCACAUGUAGUAAGCAAUGAUGUCAGAAGUGACAUCUUGCUUACUACUAUUCAUGUGAUCACUGAUUGGCCAAUCACAUUGAUGAGGUCCCGUACAGCAAUCAGUAUUCCGUUUUGUGUCUGGAGGACACAGCAGGGAGUGUGCACAAACAGGGAGGCGAGGAGGACGUUUAUAAACGGCCACCUGCCCCUGCACUGCUCCCGUCCAGCCGUUUAUAUACAUGGGCCGGACAGGAAGUGGUUA
Staurois parvus is the source of this 279-nucleotide messenger RNA. NCBI's taxonomy places the organism in Eukaryota, Metazoa, Chordata, Amphibia, Anura, Ranidae. The record is from the annotation of a GenBank genome assembly.